This is a messenger RNA of Rhodotorula graminis WP1, 1701 nucleotides long. RefSeq lists its product as uncharacterized. Lineage: Eukaryota; Fungi; Basidiomycota; Microbotryomycetes; Sporidiobolales; Sporidiobolaceae. The transcript has 10 exons. The record is from RefSeq and is a predicted model, not a curated record. The coding region runs from base 52 to 1701 and encodes 549 amino acids.
CACCCGGCAUGGGCCGGUCGCUACGACCUGCGCUCGAACGAGUUCACGCCCAUGGACCUCAUUUCAAACGCUUUCUGCGCGGCAGGGAAUGUCCUCGGCAACGGCUCGUGGGUCAACGUCGGCGGCAAUGCGCGCGUCACGACGCUCGGCGUCGGCGUCGCCGAGAACGCGCCCAACCCGUACGGCUCGCAGGACGGCGGCAAGGCCGUGCGCAUGUUCACGCCCUGCGGCGACGGCGAGGGCCCGUGGACCGACGACGUCAACGCCAUGCCGACGGCGAGUCGCUGGUACCCGACAGUCGAGACGCUCCCGACGGGCGACGCAAUCAUCAUCGGCGGCGAGCUGUACGGCAGCUUCGUCAACACGCCUCAAGGCCUGCAGAACGUCCCGACCGUCGAGUACUGGCCGUCGAGGGGCGCGCCCGUCAACAUCGCGUUCCUGAACGAGACGAUGCCGGUCAACCUUUACCCUCUGACGUGGCUCAUGAGCGACGGCCGUCUCUUCCUUCAAGCCGGCUGGCAGACGACCCUGCUCGACUACGACAACAACAUCGAGACGCGCCUGCCCAACAUGACACACGCUCAGCGUCCCUACCCGGCCGGCGCCGGCACCGCCAUGCUGCCCAUGGUCCCGCACAACAACUACGUUCAGACGAUCAUCUUUGCCGGCGGCAUGACGCCCGAGCGCGACGAUUGGAACCAGAACGAGUGGAACAUCGUCGACACGCCGACAUCUACGUCCUUGGUCGCCAUCUCGCCUCUCGAGGACUCGCCGACCUACGCCGACCUCGACGACCUGCCCGAGCCGAGGUCGAUGGGGAACCUCAUCGUCCUUCCCGACAAGAGGGUCCUCCUGCUCAACGGCGCGGGCAAGGGCUCCGAGGGUUACGGCUGGGACGCCUUUGCGCAGCCGUACGGGCAGAGUUACGCCCAAGAGCCUGUCCUCCGCCCCGCCUACCUUAACGUCUCGCAGCCGCCUGGGUCGAUGUGGGACACGUCGCUGCCUGCCUCGACGAGCCCGCGCAUGUACCAUUCUGUCGCGACCCUCCUCAACGACGGAUCCAUCUGGGUCGGCGGCUCGAACCCGAACGUCGACGUGAUCACGCCCGAGAACAACGCGAGCUACCCCUUCAAGACCGAGUUUCGCGUCGAGCGCUUUUUCCCUAGCUACUUCGACGCCCCUCGGCCCGAGCCGACCGGCCUCCCUUCGACGAUCACGUACGGCGGCGCGCCCUUCGACCUCGACCUCCCUGCGUCGUCCCUCGGCGACGCCAACCUCGACAGCGACAUCAGCAUCAUGCUCAUGCGCUUCGGCUUCUCGACGCACGUCAUGAACAUGGGCGCUCGUGCUCUCGAGCUCGAGCACUCGUACUCGCUCGGCAACGACGGCGCUGUCAAGCUGCACAUCGCUCAGCUGCCGCCCAACCCGGCGCUUUUCGUUCCCGGUCCUGCCGUUCUCUUCGUCGUCGUCGACGGCAUCCCCUCGAUCGGGCACGACCUCAUGGUCGGCAACGGCCAACUCGGCACGCAGCCCACCUCGCCCGUCGUCGCUCUUCCCGCCUCGACUCGUCAGCAGGUCGCCACCGUCGCCGGCGAUGGCUCGUCGUCGUCGUCGUCGUCGCGGCGCGUCUCGGCGAGCAGGGCGUGGGUUGGCUGGGUCGGCGUCGUCGCAGGCGGGUUCGCCCUCGGCGUCGAUUUCUAG